Messenger RNA from Onthophagus taurus, 351 nucleotides. Its product is annotated as bombyxin B-1 homolog. Gene Ontology annotation, molecular function: hormone activity. The record is from RefSeq and is a predicted model, not a curated record. Lineage: Eukaryota; Metazoa; Arthropoda; Insecta; Coleoptera; Scarabaeidae. Gene Ontology annotation, cellular component: extracellular region.
AUGGCUUCUAAAGUAUGGUUUUUCACUUUGGUCGUACUAACAUUCGUCGUUUUGUCGAGUGGUCGUGGUGGAAAACGAAUCAAAGUGUGUGGAGACCAGCUAGGUAGAGCUUUGCAACUUGUUUGCGAUUCGAAGUACUACGGAAAACGAGCACUCGAAAACGAAUUAAAAGAUUUCCUGAUUAUCUACGACGACUCAAACGGCGAUGAACGGGAUAAUUUUCCUUUUUAUAACCCGAAUGGAAAAUAUAAAACGUUAUUCAACAGAGAGUUAUCUACAAGAGGUGUUGUUGAGGAAUGUUGUCAUAAUGCUUGUACUUUUGAUAUGCUGAGUUUGUAUUGCGAACGAUAA